AAAUACAGCGGUGCUGCCUUCUCCUGUUCCCGCUUUGUACAUGGGCCUAUGAUUGUUGUACUGCUGCCUUCUCCUGUGCACGCACAAGAUGUUCUGUCCGUGCGGUUCGAAUUGGGCACACCUCACGGGCCGGUGAGGCUGGUUGGUGAGGAAAAUAAAUGUGUGGUUGCUCGGCCCGCUCGGCGACGGUGUCGACCAUUAAGCGGUGCCUGUUCGUGUUUGGCCACUCGACCAGAAAGUGGACGGCACCGGGCAAAGGGGGCUGCGCCGCUUUUCGCCAUGGACGGCAUGGAGUUCUUCUUCGAUGAAUCUGCAUCGGGGUUCGUGCCGCGGUUGGACGGCGGAGUUUUCUUAAGGGGUCUAGUUGCCGGCGAGCAACUUACUGAAGGCGGCACUAGUGGAACAGAGGAUGCGGAGGAGGAUUUGAUUUCUUCUCUUCCCAUGGGGCGAACUGGAGGCGGCAUGGAUUGUGAAGGGGGCGAAGGUGCUGGUACAGGGGGCUACGCAUCGUAUGAUCUUGGCGGCGAAGGCAAGGGCGAUUCCUGCGAGACAGGCGGUGCAAAUAUAGUCCCAAAUGACAUGGACUAGGAUGCAGAUGAAGAUGGAGUGGGAGUGUCAAAUGCAAACCAGUCUUCUUGGACCAAGAGGGUCAGAGUUGGAAAAGCGGCAGAUGAGAGGGAGCCCAGCCCUUCAAGGAUGCCUGCCCUUGAAGCUUCUAUCCGUGCAUUUGUUGACAAAAAGUCUAAUAAUGUUGUCAAUCCAUCGAUUGGGACUAGUUUUGAUUCCGUCGAAGUGGGUAUGAGUUUUACAAUCUUUAUUCGUGGGAGGUUGGUUUUGGGUUGCGCUACGCAAAAAGACGUUUGAAUGUACACCGGAAGAAGUGCAUGCAGGAGAUAGUUUGCGCUUGUGCGGGCAACCCAUUGCAAGCCAACAGUAGGUCAACGCGGUGUGGUUGCAAUCCCAUGAUACAACUACUAAGGUCGGACGAUGGAGGAUGGUAUGUAUGCGAGAACAGUGCUGAUCACAACCAUGAUUUAUCUGUUAAUUGUGGAGAGAAACUGCACUGAAAGUCACACCGACACAUAGAUAGCUAUACAAGGGACCUAGUUAAGCAACUAAGAGAAAAUAACAUCAGCAUUAGCAAGCUUUACAGUGUCGUGGGGAGUUUCUUUGGCAUGAUAAAGGACGUGCCAUUCACGAAACUUUCCUUAAAAACAUUGUGUGGUAAACUUAACCGGGAACAGUCUCUGAAUGAUGCAACAAAGACCAUAUAGAUGUAUUCAACGAGAUGAGGGCAGAGGACCCUGAAUUUAAAUACAGUGUUCAGGUUGAAACCGAGGGGAGGAUUAAGACAUUGAUGUGGGCCGCUGGCAGAGAGAUUGAGCAAUUCAAGUGUUUCGGUGAUGUUGUAACAUUUGAUACAACCUACAGGACAAACCUGUACGACAUACCAUUUGGCCUUUUGUUGGUGUUAAUAAUCACUUUCAGAGCAUCAUAUACGGAGGCGUGUUGAUGAGCGAUGAGAAGGUGGACACUUUCAAGUGGAUAUUCACGGAGUUCUUCCAAAUGCUAGCAGCACCACAGCCAAAAACUAUCUUAACAGAUCAAUCUCGCGCAAUGGAAAUUGCAAUAGCGGACCUCAUGCCACGGACUGCGCAUCGGUGGUGCAAAUGGCACGUGCUGAAGAAGGAAAAAGAGAGCCUUGGAGCGCUGCUUGCAGAAGGGAGUGAAUUCAAGCCAGAGUUCAGCAAGCUAGGCCACCAUGUAGUUAGUAUUGAUGAAUUUGAGAAGGGCUGGGCAUGCUUGAUUGAGAAAUAUGGCCUCCAGACCAAUACAUUCCUAACGCAGCUUUACGAAGUUAGGAGGAAGUGGGCAAAGCCAUACUUCAUGGGUGUGUUUUGUGCAAAAAUGACAAGUACGCAGCGAAGUGAGAGCGCAAACCACCUUCUCAAAGGGUAUGUGCCACCAGGCUGCCCCAUGCACUUGUUCAUCCGGCAAUAUGAGAAGAUGCAAUUUGACCACGACUCAGAGGAAAGUUACCAGGAGAAGAGGACAAAACUAGUAUGUUUCGAUUAGUCUUCUAUGUAUGUAUCUUUGAGCUGUUGAAUUGCUGCCUUCCAUAGAAUCUUAGAUCCUCUUGUUGCACUUGCCAUGUGCAGGGUGAGAUUGUGCUGAAGCAACAUAUCCCAUUUGAGGUACAUGCAUCGCCAGGUUUACACCAGGACAAUGUUUGAGAAAUUUGGUGAAGCAUUGUAUGAGUGUGGGUCAUAUGAUCUAAUAGAAGUCGAACCCCGAUUGGAGUACAUUGCUAGGCACAUAAAAUUCCAGUCAGGGGAAAAGUGGUGCAAGAAUGAGUUUGUCAUCUCAGUGAGUGAGCCAGCCGAUGAGUUCAUUAGCGAGUGUGGAACGUUUGAGCACUAUGGGAUGGUUUGCAGCCAUGUGCUUAAGGUCAUGAUACACCUAAAACUGUAUGAGCUCCCGCCAAAACAUGUGCUCAAGCGGUGGACUAGAGAUGCAAGAGAUAUACUGCCACCGGAGUAUUUGCGCUACCAGAAGGACCAUGGGCCCCUGAAGUAUUCUUCUCGUCGGCACAACACCUUAUACUUGUUGGCACUGGAUGUGGUUAAAUUAGGUAACAACAAUGUGGAAGCACAUGCACUUGCAAUGGAGAAAAUGCGAGAUGUCAAAGUGCUGCUCGAGCCAGUUGCCGCCGUGCGGGAUAGGCUUGGUUUGUCUGAUAGAGAGUUGGCUGCAGAUUCAGGCGGCUCUGGUGUUGGGAACAAGCAGCAUUUUGGGAGAGCUGAGUCUGAGCACACCAUCUCACAAGGAUUGGAUUUGUUUCCAGCAUCGUGCAAGAAACGACCCGCUGGGCGUCCAACAACGAGCCGCGACAAGGCUCCAUAUGAACAACCAUCAAAGAGGAGCAGAUUAUGUUCUAUAUGCAGAAUUCAGGGGCACUAGAGCACAACAUGCCCUGCCAGAGGGGAUGUGCCAAAGGCACCUAGGAAAUCGCCUCGCUGCUCAAAAUGUGGGUUGACAUGUCACAGGAAGAACAGAUGCAGCAACCCGCCUAAGGUCUGAAAAAAGAUAUGAAAUUUAGUGUUUGUUUUCGAGAUCCGUUGGUUUGUCUGUGUGGCACUUUGUUAUUAGAACCCGUAUGUUAUUUCUGUAAACCACCAAGAGAUGGUAAGUGAGCAUUCCCGUGGCAUCUGGCAGGGACAUUUGUGAAUUUGCAUCGGGCUUUAUGUUGGCUUGUUUGCUGUUGUGAUGGUGAAGAAAAAAUAUUCCAGUUGGCA
Molecule: messenger RNA, 3296 nt
Organism: Triticum dicoccoides
Lineage: Eukaryota; Viridiplantae; Streptophyta; Magnoliopsida; Poales; Poaceae
Product: protein FAR1-RELATED SEQUENCE 3-like
Exons: 6
Coding region: 2200-2961 (253 amino acids)
Source: RefSeq, a predicted model, not a curated record